UUGCGUGUGCUGUGUUGUCGUUGAUUGAACCUGUGCUAUGUCUGCCGAAUUGAUCACUGAGUUAAAAAAGCUUACAAGCUUGGAACGCGCUGCUACGGAGUUGCAUGAUGCAAUACAAUGUUCAAAACAGAAGCAGUUAGUGUCGCUUAGAGAACAGAACACUGAUCUGAUCAAGCUACAACUUGUAAACACGAAACUUAAACAGCGUUUAGCUAUUAUCAAGCAAUCAAUAGUUGAGGAGAAUAAAACAAAUCCUGAAAUGCAUUUAGAUGAUGAGCUCUCUAUUACGGAGCACUUGGAAAAAGUCUUUACAAAAGCAAUUGCCACCGCGUAUCCGAGCUUUAGCAAUGUUCCAGUUGUUGUUGCAGCUGUGAACGGGCCAUCGAAAUUUGGCGAUUACCAAUGCAACAACGCCAUGGGGUUAGUCAAGAAACUGAAAGAAGCUGGCAUUAAUAAAUCCCCUCGUGAGAUUGCAGCAGAGAUUCAAAAGUGCUGUCCGGAUUCACCAAUUAUAAAGAAAAUCGAAGUGGCCGGUGCUGGUUUCAUUAACGUUUUUCUCAGCAAGGAAUAUGCGGUAAAUUCAAUAAUAAAUAUGCUGCGUGAUGGCGUUAAGCCGCCAAGGGUGCCCAGAAAACGCGUCUUGGUCGAUUUUUCAUCACCCAACAUUGCAAAGCAAAUGCACGUCGGCCAUUUACGUUCUACCAUAAUUGGCGAAUCAAUUUCCCGCCUUCUGGAAUUUAUGCAACAUGACGUUAUUCGGAUAAAUCACUUAGGUGACUGGGGUACGCAAUUUGGUAUGCUAAUAGCGCAUUUGGAAGAUUGUUUUCCCAACUUUGUAAACGAAAGUCCACCAAUUGGAGAUCUGCAGGAAUUUUACAAGGAAUCUAAAAAGCGUUUCGAUGCUGAUGACAAUUUCAAAAAGCGUGCAUACAAUCGGGUUGUUUCUCUACAAAGCGGUGAUCCAAAAUCAACUAAAGCUUGGCAACUUAUUUGUGACGUAUCGCGAAAGGAAUUUCAGAAGAUUUAUGAUCGCUUGGACGUGACAAUCACAGAACGCGGCGAAUCAUUUUAUCAGUCACGCAUGUUGGCUAUUGUUGAGCUUCUACGAAGCAAGAAUUUGCUCGAACUAGAUGAAGGCCGGGAAAUCAUGUGGACCGAUGAUAGUAAGAGUGGAAUACCCUUGACAGUUGUAAAGUCGGAUGGUGGUUUUACAUACGAUACUUCUGAUAUGGCAGCCAUAAGGCAUCGAAUUGAAGAAGACCUUGCUAUUUGGAUUAUUUAUGUGGUGGAUUCUGGACAAAGCACACAUUUUAAUACAAUUUUUAAAGCCGCUGAGCGUUGUGGGAUUUUAAAUCCAAACGUUCAUCGCGUCGAUCACGUGCAGUUCGGCGUGGUUCUUGGUGAGGAUGGCAAAAAGUUUAAGACACGUUCGGGUGAUACUGUUAAACUGUCCGACUUGCUUGAUGAGGGCAUGAAAUAUUCCUUGAAGCAGUUACAGGAAAGAGGUCGGGACCAAAUAUUGACACAUACAGAAUUAGUCGAAGCUCAAGAAGCAGUUGCAUACGGUUGUAUUAAGUAUACCGAUUUGUGUCACAACCGUAUUAGCGAUUAUGUAUUUUCUUUUGAAAAAAUGCUCGAUGAUCGUGGAAAUACUGCGGUGUAUUUGCUAUAUACAUAUACACGCAUUUGCUCCAUUGCUCGCAAUUCCGGCGAGGACUUUAGCAAUGUGGCUGCAAUAUUAGAUAAAUAUAACUUGGAACUGGAUCAUGAAAAAGAAUGGAAACUUGCAAAAACACUGCUCAAAUUUCAUGACGUAUUAAUUAAGUGUGCAAAUGGGCUGUUUCUCCACUUUCUUUGUGAGUUUUGUUACGAGGUCUGUUCUGCAUUUACAGAGUUCUAUGACAGUUGUUAUUGCAUUGAAAAGAAUAAGGAUGGUAAAAUAAUCAAAAUUAAUCAUAGCAGAAUUUUGAUUUGCGAGGCAACGGCUGCCCUGUUGCGAACAUGUUUUAAAAUCUUGGGCUUAAAAACCGUUGCUAAAAUGUAAAAAGAAAUAAAUUACGAUAUAAAGCUUAUAAGAACAUGUAUAAAAUGUGUAAAAAUAAAAAUACAAAAAUGUUCUGAUAAAAUAAGAAUUUUAAAAUAAAAAAAAGUGUGAUUAUACACACCAAUUUUCUAAAAUUAUGAAAA
This is a messenger RNA of Drosophila grimshawi, 2187 nucleotides long. It is a transcript of the gene ArgRS, whose product is annotated as probable arginine--tRNA ligase, cytoplasmic. The transcript has 5 exons. The record is from RefSeq and is a predicted model, not a curated record. Gene Ontology annotation, molecular function: ATP binding; arginine-tRNA ligase activity. Gene Ontology annotation, biological process: arginyl-tRNA aminoacylation. Bases 38 to 2044 code for a protein of 668 amino acids. Gene Ontology annotation, cellular component: cytoplasm. Lineage: Eukaryota; Metazoa; Arthropoda; Insecta; Diptera; Drosophilidae.